AUGCACACGGCUCAGGCACUCGCAUCCAUCCGGCGCGCACGUACUAACGACACCGAAGGUGGAACUUCACGCGUACGAAAGUAUCCUAGCGAACACUCGUCACUCUUGCAUGGUCAUGGACACAGUGGCAGCAAUGGUCACGUGAGCAGCAUGGGCUAUCAAUUGUCCUCGGGUGCCACUUCAAGUGAUUUUAAUGACAAGCCGCUGUCACUUAAGGAGGAUUUGCAUGCAAUUUACGAUAUGAUCAAGCAACAACCGCUUAAUUUAUUGCUACUUUCGGCGCCACUUGCCAUCUGGGCCUCUAUCGGUGGUUGGAGCGACAUGUGGGUCUUUGUCUUUAAUUUUCUCGUUAUGAUUCCUCUCGCCAAUCUGCUGGGUGAGGCCACUGAAUCGUUGGCUUUCCACACGGGCGAAACUAUUGGUGGACUUGUCAAUGCGACGUUUGGCAAUGCUGUUGAGGUUAUUGUUGCCAUCUUCGCACUCAACGCAGGCGAAAUAAGCGUAGUUCAAAGCUCACUUAUAGGCUCGGUAUUGUCCAAUCUGCUGCUUGUCUUAGGUUGUGCCUUUAUUGCUGGUGGUCUGCACAACAAGGAAAGUUCGUUUAAUGCUGUGGGUGCGAGCGCCAACUCGUCGCUGCUCAUGUUGGCCAGUUUCGCCAUGCUUCUACCCAGCUACAUUUUUUACUUCUCCGACAACGACUCGGAAGAAACGCGUGUGGCCAAUACGCUCAUUCUCUCACGCAUUGCUGCCGCCUUCCUGCUCUUCAUGUAUCUUCAAUUGCUAUAUUUCCAGCUCAAGACACAUGCUGAUUUUUUUGAAGAUGUGCAAGACGACUCCGAGGAGACUGUAGCUCUCUCUAUGCGUGCUAGUGCUGUUGUGCUACUAUUGGCGACUCUACUCGUGUCAUUGUUCUCGCAGUUUCUUGUCAACUCUAUUGAUGGGUUUGCUACUCAAUUGCACUUAAGUAAGUCGUUUAUUGGAAUCAUCCUGUUGCCGGUCGUCGGGAACGCUGUAGAGCACGUAACGGCCGUCAAGGUGGCACUUAAUAACAAAAUGGAGCUGGCAAUGGGCGUCGCAGUGGGAUCAGCCACGCAAGUUUCGCUUUUUGUGGUGCCUGUUGUCGUGCUUUCGGGAUGGUUCAUGGACCGCGCCAUGUCAUUGGCAUUUCCUCAGUUUGAAAUCCUUAUCUACCUCAUGUCAAUCAUUAUCGUGUAUGCGAUUAUCGCGGAUGGCAAAUCCAACUGGCUUGAGGGCUCUAUGCUUCUUACAGCUUAUGCACUGGUGGCGAUCGCACUUGUUUGGGUAGAAGUGCCAACGACAGAGUAA
Molecule: messenger RNA, 1326 nt
Organism: Plasmopara halstedii
Lineage: Eukaryota; Oomycota; Peronosporomycetes; Peronosporales; Peronosporaceae
Product: ca2 :cation antiporter family
Exons: 1
Coding region: 1-1326 (441 amino acids)
Biological process (GO): intracellular calcium ion homeostasis; calcium ion transmembrane transport
Cellular component (GO): membrane
Molecular function (GO): calcium:proton antiporter activity
Source: RefSeq, a predicted model, not a curated record